AUGGAUCCAGGUUUAAUUCACUCAUAUAUAAAGCUAAGAAAAAAUUUUGGACAACAACCGAUGUUUUGUGAAGUAGCACCGGUAUUGUUGGAUUCGAUUAAUCCGGAUAAACAGGAACAACAAAAUUACUGCUUACGCAAUCCAGUAGAUAAAGAGGUUCAGGCAUCUGCAUCUGUAUCUGAAAACUAUGCUAAUACUAAAAUAACAAUUCGGCACGACACUGGAGUAAAUCACUAUGAAGGUGGGUGGCCAAAAGAAAUUAAUUUCACAGAUGAGGAAGCGACUGCAAGAUAUCGUCGUCGUUUUGAAAGAGAUGACACAUAUAUUGAUGCUGUUUUAAACCUUUAUCCUCAGUUUGAACACUACAUCAAUCAAAAUAAUGGACUGAAUGCAUACAAUAUUUAUUUUAAAGAAAUGCAAAGUCAGAACCCCGUUGAAAAACCAUCUAUAAUGAUAAACAGCGUUUACAAAGAUCCACAAAAACGGCCCGUAAGUUGCAUUGCUUGGACAUAUGAGGAUAAACCAAAGCUAGCCAUAUCAUAUUGCGAUAGAGCAUUUCCAGAAUAUGAGCCUGUAAAUAAAGAUUUUCUGUGUUUCAUUUGGGAUAUUGAAAAUCCCGGCGAUCCAAAUACAUAUCUGUCUCCACCAACUGCAUGUUGGCAACUUGUUUGUUCACCUGCGUCUCCAAAUAUUUAUGUUGGUGGACUGGAUGAUGGAAAAGUGUGUAUUUUUGACACUCGUGUUCAAUUUGAUCCCAUACUUAUCAGUCCAGCGCAUAUAGCUCACAGGGAUCCUGUUAAUGCUUUAUUAUUCAUCCCAUCUCGCCUAAAUAUUGAAUUUUUCAGUGGUUCUACUGAUGGCAAAUGCAUGUGGUGGGAUAUGAGAAAUACAUCCUUCCCUAUUGAUAGUCUUAUUAUGUCUGUUCGUAUUCCACCUGGAGAACAAAUAAGUUUGGCUAAUUCAGAAGGUGUAAGUUGUUUACAAUACGAUAAAGCAUUUCCAACCAAGUUUUUAUGUGGCACUGAUUCUGGUCUUGUCAUAAGCGUAAAUAGAAAAGGUAAAACUUACCAAGAAGUCAUGAGUGGCGUGUUUUAUGCGCAUGAUGGUCCAGUAAAAGCUGUUCAACGAAGUCCUUGUUCUUCCAAAUUUUUUAUAACAUGUGGAGAUUGGAGAGUUAAUGUUUGGAGUGAUGAUUUACUUUCAUCUCCAAUUAUUUCAGGAAUAAGACAUAGAAAACAAAUUAACGACGUUGUGUGGUCGCCACAUAGAUAUUCCGGUUAUAUGUCAGUGUGUGAUGAUGGUAAAUUUCGUUUUUGGGAUCUGUUGCGUAGAUAUCGGGAGCCGAUAGCUACAAUGCCAGUUUCUCAGGAUCCUUUAUUAAAAAUAAAACCUAAUGAAGAUGGUCGCUUGAUAGCUAUUGGCGAUGCGAAAGGAGUCCUGCAUUUAUUGUCUUUAUCUGAGACAUUAGUUUCAUCAGGUGAAGGAGAUAAGCAAUUAAUGACACAAAGUUUUGAACGGGAAACUCAUAGGGAACGUAUUCUAGAGAACCGUGUUAAAGAAAUAAUGCUAAAAUUUAAAGCUAUAGAAGACAAAACUGAUGAAGCAGAAAAAGAAGAAAUAGACGAGGAAGAACUAUUUAAAUCGGUUGAAGACGAAUAUCAGCGCAUCGUUUUGGAAGAAAUGCGUCACACUGAGGUCAACACGGGACAUUCAUUUAAUAUAGAUGAUACUAUCAGAACCCGUUAA
Molecule: messenger RNA, 1746 nt
Organism: Colias croceus (clouded yellow)
Lineage: Eukaryota; Metazoa; Arthropoda; Insecta; Lepidoptera; Pieridae
Product: dynein axonemal intermediate chain 2-like
Exons: 1
Coding region: 1-1746 (581 amino acids)
Biological process (GO): outer dynein arm assembly; cilium movement
Cellular component (GO): outer dynein arm
Molecular function (GO): dynein heavy chain binding; dynein light chain binding
Source: RefSeq, a predicted model, not a curated record